This is a messenger RNA of Ornithodoros turicata, 5830 nucleotides long. RefSeq lists its product as uncharacterized. The coding region runs from base 5051 to 5782 and encodes 243 amino acids. The record is from RefSeq and is a predicted model, not a curated record. The transcript has 5 exons. NCBI's taxonomy places the organism in Eukaryota, Metazoa, Arthropoda, Arachnida, Ixodida, Argasidae.
GCAGUUUUUUCCUUGUACUGAGCCUCGGAACCGCUCCUGCAAUACGGAAUUGACAGGAUUGUCACACUUGCCGUUUAUCCACACGAGCGACAUUUCCCAGAAUACCACAGCGCAAUAUGCGAAAAACGCCAUAGCUGUCUGCAUGGUACACGCAGACCGGCGAGCGAUACCGCCAUCUUGGGUCCGGCGCGGCCGCGUCGCCUAGCAACGGGACGCCGAUCUCCCACUUCUCCGGCGGAGGACAACGCGCACGCAGUCGAUCCAGCUCGCAACCGAGGAAACCGGCUUUCGAUGGAGGGGACUCAACAUGCACGGCGCGUUCUUCGAGGGAGAAACCACGUGACACGACCGGGGGCCCAAUCGCGGACACCGAUCGAACGGCGGCUCCGGCGCGGAAAAGGAAUGUGAUACGCUGUACCACUAGUUAGUUAGUUAGUUCGUAAAAUAAAGUAAACCUUGGAGCUAUCAGCAGCCCUCCAUGGGUGCCAUUGCAAGAGCUGUAUAGCUAUUACACCUUCCGAUUCAAAAUACUCACAGCAGUCAAAACAAAACACAGCGGGAUCCUUAAACACUCACAGGCACUCAAUCAAUAGAACGGGAAAACAAUAUAGCGCACUGGAGAUCUACAAAAUUGGUUCUCAGCAGUUCACACUAAAAUGGAGUUCGCGCAUGAUGUUCGCAAUACGGUUGUGAGACCAGUCUCACUCAAGAAGGCUACCAGCAGACGGAUUGCCGUCCGUUGAUUUCGCGGAGUAUCCCAAGGACCCAAUAAAUGGGUCAGCUCCACUGGGCGAUUCGUCAUGCGUAAAAUGCCGGCAAGGAGUGACUGUCUCUCUGAUCUGAAGUGGCGGCACUCUAGCAAGACGUGACCGCUGUCAUCCACCACAUCACACUCUGGGCACAACGGAGACUCAACAAGACCCAUCCUGUGCAGCAGAGAACGACAGAACGGGACGCCAGCUCGAAGACGGUGAAUAAGUCUCAGCAGCUCGGGGUACGCCGCCAGGCAUGAAAAAUCUUAGGUUGGGGUCCAUCUGUCGUAGAACAUUCAGGUUACGGCUACUGUCUGCAAACCACAGUCGACGAGAAACUUCGUACAUGACGCUGUGUAGUAGUCGACGGGCGUCGUGCGUUGUGAAUGGGAUAGGACGACAUCGGCGCAUAAGGUGUGCCUCUGUAGCGAGACAGUCAGCCUUUUCAUUACCAGGGAUACCGCAGUGGCUGGGUACCCAUUGGAACCUAACCUCGUGACCGUCCCGGACAACAGCGUCGUGAACAAGAAGGGCGUCAUACACCAUGGAAGCGCACGAUGAGAAUGGGUCGAGGCUGCAUAGCGCACAUAGAGCGACUUUGCUGUCCCAGUACACUACCCAACGAUUGCAAUUUGUUGUCUUGAUGUAUCGAAGAGCUUGGGUAAUGGCGUGAAUCUCUGCAGCAGCAGACGAUGACAUGUGUGAUAGGCGAUAACGACUUUCAACGCCUCUCUCGGGUACCACAAAGGCGGAUGACGAAGAAUCCGAUGUACAUGACCCGUCCGUGUAGACAUGACAGCGGCUGCUGUAGAGCUCUGCCAUAAUCUCCAGGACUCGCUGUUUAAUGACAUCCGCAUUGACGAUAUGUUUACUUGGACAUUCAGGCACACUCAUUGAUACAGAUGGGUCCCGUAAUAGCCAUGGUGCAACCAUUGAGGGUGCAGACGGUUGAAAGUUUGUGGGUAGCUGGUCGGCGUGUUCGGCGACGAGCGAGUGAAACUUAGAGUGGCACCUGUCGCUAAGCUUCCGGACUAGUGGAUGUUUUUCAUGCCGAGUCAGCAAGCGCAGGUAAUGGCGCAGUGCCCCUUGCACCCUCAGGGCUUGUACAGGUGGUUCAUUUCCUUCCACCAAUGUGCAACUGUCUGAAGCUGCUCAGGCAGGCCCAGUACUGUACGCAGGCUUCUGGCGAGUGCUCUCAUGCCAACCAAGGAGCGGAGAAUGGUGCGAUAAGCAUCGGCUUUUGUGGUGAUCCUUUUUAUAUGCGGUGACCAAGUCAAACCAGCUUCCAGAGUCACGCCCAGAAAACGAUGUUGCUUUACUGUGUUCAAGACAGAGCCUCCAAGGCGUAAGGGGAGUCUCGUCAUGCGCUUUCGCGUGAAUGGUAGAACGACGGUCUUCUCUGGCGAUACAUCCAUACCUCUUUCUGACAAGUAUCUCACUACAGUGUCCAGAGCUUUCUGCAGGCGCUGCUGUAUUUGAGGUUGCGCUUUGCCCGACGUCCAAAUGCAAACGUCGUCUGCAUACAUGGAGAUAUGAACUCUCCGGGGAAGAAGCUUUGGGAGGUCGCACAGCGCCAUGUUAAAGAGCACCGGGCUGAGCACGCUGCCCUGCGGAACGCCCGUGGUCAUGGUGUGCUUUCGACACAUCCCAUCCUCAUUGCACAUGAAGAUGCUCCCACGACGCCUCUCCAUCGCAAUGCAGAAAUGACGUGCGGGUGGCUUACGGUGUCAAAUGCCCUCUUGAUGUCAAGAAACGCACCAACUGUAAUACGGAGGAAUGUCCGCUCGUGGCCGAUGUAGGUUAUAAGGUCUAUAAGGCAGUCCAUCGUACAGCAGGAGCGCCGGAAUCCUGCCACGGAUUCUGGCAGACUGCAGUGUGACUCGAGCCACCGUGUCAAACGGUGCCAUGAGUUAUUGAAGAGAGACAAUUAAGAAGUAACGCAUGGGCCUUCCUCGCUCAGGUUCCUUAGCAUGGUGUAGGAAAUGGAGUCGGGUCCCGCCGAAGUGCGGCGAAGGGCGGAUCGUAACUCCACCAUGCUGAAUUCCCGAUCGAGCACGGAGCUAGUAGAAUGUAUUGCGGCUUCAUCAGCUCGUUGUAGUUCAGCAACGAUGGUUGCAUGAUGCGGCUGAAGAGACGCUUCAGAAGGCCGCAUUAUGUACUGACAGAACUCGUCAGCCACCUCGAUUUCCGAUGCACCGCGGUUCAUGGCCGAUAUUUUGAACGGAGCUCUAUGUGCUGGCUGGGAUUGGAGCCCUCGGACGACUUUCCAUAUACGAGUGGUAGGUGUGAGCGGCAUGAGGGUGUCGCAGAAGUUCCGCCACCGCUUGCGAUCUAAUCGGACCAGGUGUCGUCUUGCGACUGCAUGUGUUCUGCGAGCAUCCAGUAUAUCCUCGAGUAGGCCUGAGCGUCGCGCCUUUCUCUCGGCUCGUCUUCUGAGCGCGCGCAGUCGUUGAAACUCUUGAUCCACUGUACGAUGGCCAUGCGGAACGGCAGCCCUCGUUGUGGCCCGGUCAUAACAGCUGCGGACGGACUGAGCAAAGCUCUCAGCAUUCGACGCUGAUGUAGUUAUACCCUUAAUCAGCGAUCUAUACUCCUUCCAGUUCGUAAGAGAAACAUACUUUCUCGGCCUUUGAGCGAUAGUCCCUAGUCCAGAGUGUGAUAUUAGUAUGGGAAGGUGGUCGCUCCCUCUCGUCUCCACGUCCACUGACCAUGUAAGAUCAUUCAGAAUGUCUGGAGAGCAAGUCGUUAGAUCCAGGCAUGAGCUUGAGGAAUUACGCAUGAAAGUUGGUGACCCGUCGUUCAGUAUGCACAGCUCUAGAUUUUCGAUGAUGUUCGACAGCAUUCUGCCCACUGUUGUCAGUUCUCGCGCUACCCCAUAUGACGUUAUGCGCAUUGAAGCAGCCGCACACUAUGAGGUGUGCAGAAUGUCUGGAGAAUAUCUCUCGCAGCAUGCUUUCAGGAAUUGUGGUGGCUGGAGGUAAGUAAACGCUGACAAUAUAGUCACCGUCAUAGUGCUGCUGAACCGCACCUUGCACUGCACAAACUCACAAGCGUCCGUUUGCGAAUUCCGGAGGAGUGUCGCAGGAAGAUCUUGCCUUACACAGAGGAUGGCGCGGCUCAGGCCUGCAGGCCGAUGGGGAUUGUAUGUAACGUAGCGUGAAACACGAAAAGUUGCCGGUACUUUUGCUUCACUGAUUACUAGAACUGGAAACACGUACCUCUACAGGAGGUCACGUAGGUCACACAUCUUGCUGCACAGGCCCCCUGGCGUUCCAUUGCACAAUCGUAGUCGAUGUGUACAGCUUAUCCAUGGUGGGACGUUGAGUUCCCAAAGGAAGUAGAGCUCUCCAAUACAGAUUCCAUGGCCAGAAACGCAUGUACCUCAGGAAGUCCUCGAGAAGCUGGAGACGCUGCGAUGAUAGCACGGAGGACAAUGAAGAACAUGUUGUACAAGAGUUGCAGGAAGUUUCCUUGCGAGUCAUUGCUUUGCGGGAGUGCCACAGGAGCUGAAGACUCUGAGCAGGGCCUACGGGACUGGUUCAGGUUAGCCGUGUUCCUUGGGCUUGGUAUAGGACGCGAUGACAUAGCCAUUGUCGUGGAAGGUCCAGCUGAGGCCGAGGUUCCGGUCUUUUCUGAGGAUGUAGGUUCAUUUCGCGCUUCUCUGCCAGUUUUUGCGACAUGAGCAUACGUUGACCGGGAACGAUUCCGUGUGUUCUGACGCGUUUGUUGUUCCCGUGUGACAAUCGCGGCGGAAGAAGUAGAUGGUGUAGACUGAGCAGCCAGGGCUAGUGGCGGACGCACCAUGUCCUCGUUAAAUGGAGGAGCGUGACGACUCGGUGGUAUGCCCUCCAGUACUUGGUGCCUUGGUUGCUUGCAGCGGUCCGCUUCACCCCACAAUGCGCAAACGAUGCCGCGUGGGACCCACCACAAUUUGCGCACUUUGGUUCCAGCUGUGCAGUCCUGAUAGCAAUGAGGCCAAGUUACCUCUGCAAUUCUUCGCUAUAUGUCCAAAGCGUUGGCAGUUGCAGCACCGCGGUGGACCCUCGAUAUGCUCUUGUACGGGAAAGCAUUCGAAUCCUAGGUUUACAGACGAGGGGAGAGGGACGUCUGCACGGAACGUUAGCAGCACAGAUGACAGUAACUCAUGGCGGACCGUUCCGUCCUCGGAUGGACAAAAGGCCUUCUGACGCUUGACAGAGAUUACACCGUAGUCUUGUAAGUACUCUUGAAGCGCUGACUUUUCGUAGAACAGCGGCACUCCUUUUAUUUUCCCUUGGUUCUUAGCGUAUGACUGUGGAAUGACCGGCUGCACUGAAAUCCCGGCCAGGGAUCGCAACGAUAACAGUAAGGAACGUCACAGAGCUGCGGGUACAGCGCCGGGCACAAGCGCCGACAGGAGCGGUUCCGAGGCUCUGUACAAGGAGAAGACCGCGUUGCUUCAAGAAGUCUCCGACUUAGAAAUUGAAUGUGGCGGUCCCAGAACCCGUAUAGCUAGCAGCACACGGAAGCCCGUGGUCCAGCCGAAGCCCAAAGAUACUCCUAGUCCAAUGAGAGUUGCUGUUGUUGCAGACACCUCGGAGCAGGAUUCCAGUUUGCUGUGUCAGGUGUACGAAGAAGGUGCGGAAGCGUCACCGCAGCCGUCUUAUGCCUACUCGGACCACGAGGAGGCGCCUAUCACGGGCGACGUGGAGGUUGUCCUUACACCAGAUGCCUCGCAAUGGUCACCGAGACAAGAUAACGGUAAACGGAAGGCCGAAAACGCAAACGCAAAUGGAGACGACACAGCGGCGAAGAAACGUCCCUCCGAAAACUUCAUUCGUGAGAAGGAACUGGAACUUGAAGAGCGGAGGUUGAGGUUAGAAGAAGAGAGGCUAGCGCUGGAAAAGACAAAGUUUGAAGCAGACCGCGAAUACGAGAUGCGGAAGCUGCAGAUGGAAGAAGAGGACCGGAAGUCGCGACGUGAAUCGGAACGGCUUCAAGCGGAACUCAUGAGGAAGAUGUUCGAUCAGUUGGUGAAGAAGUUAGCGUGAUGUGUCUGCGGCAGUGUGUAUUUUUGGUCAUAAUAAAGUGUGAGUGGA